GUUAACAAGAUGGAGAGGAUUUUAAUUUUUCUGGUGGUGGGGUUCUGGGGAAGCACUCUCUGACCUCUUCUCGACUCUUCCACUCAUUUGGGGAACUCUCCCAACCCAUCCUUCUCUUCCCUUCCUCAUACAACAGAGAAGGCCGACAGGGAGUCAAAGCCGCACGAGCGAGUAAACCCAAAUCACCAAACUAUCAUCACCGUAAUUCCCAUCUCGUCAUGAACUUCUUCCUUGUCCCUAUUUUUGAAAAAUGAAAUUGUGAUGACGAAUCGAGAAGCUCCAACGAGGCCCAACUUUUCCGGCGAGUUUCUACCAUUUUCCAGCGAAGCAUGUGUGUUUUGGUUGAGGAAUGGAGAACAGGAUGUCCAGGUGUUGCAAAUAGAAGCAACAUCCUUGUCUGUUCGAUUGACUCUUGUGCAGCGAGAUACAAAUGGGCGAACUGGAACAAUGAUUGAAGUUGUGCUUGCAAACAAAGGAACAACGAGGUCAUUUGCAAGAUGGGCUAUUUUCGGUUGAUGAGAUUGUAAAAGGGAUACUAAAGUCAAUUUCCCUUAAUCUUUUCAAGCAGCCAUGGCUGGUGAGACAGUCGUUGAUGAUCAACACCGACGCACUUUGAAGGCGUUGGAGCGGAGGUUUGAGGCUGCCCAAGCUGAGCUCGAUAUACAUAAAAAAAAGACUGUAAAGAGAUCAAAAACCGAGGAAGCUGGAAAGAAAUUGCACAUCUCAAGUUCUUUGGCUGUUGAUUCUUCACCAAAUUUAGCAAAUACAUCAGCCUCAAGUUCAACUCCAUCUAAGAAAGGAGCUUUCACUUUUUCGGGUUAUAUUAAUUCACAAGAUAUCGAUGAAAGUGGUCCAACAUAUGCAAAACUAGCUCAAUCUGUUGAUGAGAAUCUGCUGAAAACUAGUGUUGAGGUCUCUGGCGGUAGACAGGAGAGUAAAGUUGAUAAGGUUUUGCACAAGCUUCUUCAGAGUGGAGACUCAGCUCAGAAGUACAUGCAAGGAUCCAGAAGCAAGAGAAUUGACAAUUGGAUCCUCCUCGAUAACUACGUGCAAGGAUGUGGUGUUUUGACUGGCUCUCGUGCCAGGGCACUGCUGAUUCAUUCCAUGCGUUCUAAAAAGAACAUGUCAAUGAAACAGCAAAAAAAGAAGGGAUUGUUUGAUUUUCCUAAAGAUUUUCACAGCUUUGAUGAAUUUAAGUCGAUGCAUGAGAUGUGGAAAGGCUAUAUUAUGCAACUCUUAAAAUCUACUGGGAAAAAUCAGCUGGCUCAGUUUCUUCUUAGUGCAGAUCUACACGGUGCUAUUAUUUCAGUUGCCGAGUGUAAAGUAACUUCAGACACUGGAGUGAGUGGUAUCAUGAUUCGUGAAACAGCAGAAACAUUUGGGAUAAUUACACAGGAUGAUAAAUUCAGAGUGGUGCCCAAAAUGUUUUCUGUUUUUAUAUUUCAAGUUGAUUGCUGGAAGAUUACCUUGCAUGGGGAUAAACUCACUUCAAGAAACUUGGGCUUGUAAUUGUUUCAGUUCCUCGAGACUGGUUGCUUCAGAGUUAAGACGGUUGUAGCCAUGUUUCGAGAACACUAUUUUCAGUCUAAUUAUGAGUAUGAACAAGCCCAAUUGUUUGAAGUUGCAAUGAAUCAGAUUCAGGGACCAAACGAUAUCCCCUUAUUUCAUCAAGACAUGGUUGAUCCCUUGGGUGGCUGGUUGGUUUGAGUCAUUUGACAACGUUGGUUGGCGGAUGAGCAGCUGAGACUGCCUUGGCAUUGAACAUUCGAGACUAGUACUGGUCACAACAGCAAUGAGCAAUCAUUGCCUCCCAUUUUUUAUGCCAUGGAUGUUUUAUCUUCGUUGUAUGACACUCGUAAAUUCGGAGAUCAUGAAAGAUGCAGUGUUAUAAAUCUGACUUUGCUUGUGGAAA
This is a messenger RNA of Malus domestica (apple), 1912 nucleotides long. NCBI's taxonomy places the organism in Eukaryota, Viridiplantae, Streptophyta, Magnoliopsida, Rosales, Rosaceae. The record is from RefSeq and is a predicted model, not a curated record.